Colletotrichum navitas is the source of this 1413-nucleotide messenger RNA. RefSeq lists its product as uncharacterized. Gene Ontology annotation, molecular function: chitin binding. Bases 1 to 1413 code for a protein of 470 amino acids. Lineage: Eukaryota; Fungi; Ascomycota; Sordariomycetes; Glomerellales; Glomerellaceae. The transcript has 4 exons. The record is from RefSeq and is a predicted model, not a curated record.
AUGUUUUCGAAGUACCCCGAUGCCGACGUUGUCAAGUGCAUCAUCAGACUGGCCGCAGAGCAUCCUGCAUUAACACCACUGGUGGCUGGGGGACACUCUGCAGCCAUACCAGUCCAAGCAUCAGACAAGUGCGCGCCCGCGACAUGGCUACCGGGGCAGUUUGAGAAGCGGGCGCUAUCUUCUGUCACGUCUGCUUCGUCUUCUGCCUCCUCCAUUUUCAGCUCCGCGGCCGCAACGUCUACUGCCAACGCCACUGUGCCGGUCACCAUCAGCCCCGUCAUCACCAAUGGAAACAUCGCUGCGGGCCAAGUCAACUGUCGGUACACGGACUCUACCGAAGACAUGGACAUCAACUACUACACUUGUACCGCGUUAGCUACCAAAUACGGAAUCAGUGUUGAGACCUUCUUGUUGAACCCAGACCUGAAGACUGAUUGUUCCAACAUUCAACCUGAUACAGACUAUUGCGUCCAAGGCUUCAUUGAGCCUGUACGAGCCACGGCCGGACUCUGCGGUCCUCCAAACGGGAAUGCCACUUGUCUAGGCACAGCAUAUCAGUGUUGCAACGCAAACACCUUCACACAAGACUGCGCAGACGGAACCUCCUACGAGGGCGCAUGCGCUGGCGACGCCGUCUUCACCACCGACGGCAAAUGCGGCUCGCAGCACGGCUACAAGCAAUGCGCUGGCGUUUGGGGCGACUGCUGUAAUGCUGUCGGCGACUGCGGUACGGGCGCGGACUACUGCGGUUACGGUGUGUGCCAACUCGGAAACUGCACGAUUCCGUCGGCGCCUUCGGGCCCGCCUUCGUCGGGCUCUUCCUCCAGCUCAACAACCUCAUCUCCCCCCGCUAUGACGGCGACUUCAUCCUCCUCCACCCCUAAGACAACCUCCACGUCUACGACCCCGACCGCAACCACUGCCCCAAGCACUGUAGUCCCCGGCGAAUCCGACCUUCUCGUGUGCGGCCAGACCUGCUUCAACAACAUGCUCGCGCAGUACUCCGCCCUCGGCUGCGCCAGCGCCCAGGAUUCGUACUGCCUCUGCAACAACGCCAACUUCAGCAACGGCCUGCGUGACUGUUCCAACGGCGCCUGCGGGACCGACGCCGCGGCGGCCAGCAGCGCCAUCGCCUUCGGCAGCGCGUACUGCGCCACAGCGUUUGCCACGCACACGGCUACGGCCACGGGGCUGGCCGCGCUGCCGUCGUGCGGGCAGACAUGCUUCCACAAUAUGAUCGCGCAAUACUCGGCUCUGGGGUGCGCCAGCCCCGUGCCCUCGUGCCUCUGCGAGAAUGUCAACUUUGGGUACGGGCUGCAAGACUGCGCCAACGGGGCGUGUGGCACAGUGACGGCAUCGACAGUCAUUGCGUAUGGGAGUUCGUACUGCGCGUCUGCCACGGCGGCUUCUUAG